CUGAACCGAGCGCAGCAUCUCGCCGGCACGGUGAUCAUGCCCGGUAACGGAAUCGAGGAAGCUCUUAACGAGAGAACAGAGAUGGAAGAGAGAAGUUUUGAGAGCAAUACUAUGAAGGCUGACUUGGAAGCAGCGAGUGGUGGUGCUGCAAUCCACUGUCUUGAUGUGUGCCGUUCAUAUGGCAAACUUAAAGUCCUCAACAGUCUCAACCUGACACUGCCUCAGGGCCAAAUUUAUGGGCUGCUAGGGCCAAGUGGCUGUGGGAAGACCACACUGUUAAAAUGCAUUGUGGGAACUCUGAAGAUCUGUCGUGGUCACAUCACAGUGCUGGGCAAACCACCUGCAUUCCCAGGACAUGAAGUGCCAGGAAGGAUGGUGGGAUACAUGCCACAGGACAUAGCCCUAUACAAUGAGUUCACUAUUAGCAAUACACUAUGGUUUUACGGUCGAAUCCAUGGACUUUCAUCCAAAGAAACAGAAGCCAGGAUGAAUUUUCUCAUUGACUUUCUGGACCUGCCACAGAAAAACAACCUCGUCAGAAAUCUCAGCGGAGGCCAGCGCCGCCGUGUCUCUCUUGGAGCUGCUCUUCUUCAGAACCCACAACUUCUGAUCCUAGAUGAGCCCACUGUAGGAGUGGACCCUGUUCUACGGGCCAAGAUAUGGCAGCACCUGGUGGACAUUGUAAGAGGAGGACAGGUGUCUGUUAUUAUUACAACACAUUACAUUGAAGAGGCCAGGCAAGCCAAUAUGGUCGGUUUGAUGCGGAAUGGUCGAUUGUUAGCCGAAGGUCCUCCAGAUGCUGUUAUGAAGCAACACAAUGCUGUAACAUUAGAGAGUGCCUUUUUGCAACUUUGUGAGGACUCGGAUCAGAUGGGGCCCAAACAGAGUCCUCAGGGCCGUCUGCUGGACAGCAGCCCAUCUCCAGACAGUAUAAGAGAUGAGAGCCGAAUGCCCAUACUGGCAAAGAGCCCAUUAGAGGGAAUGCCUAAAUAUGAAGCUGACUGGAAGGUGCGGGCCAGACACAUCAUUCCAAAAUGGCGCAACAUCGCAGCACUGAUGAUCAAGACAAUGGUUCGAAUGAAAAGAACUCCAGGGUCCCUCUGUUUCCAGUUCCUGUUGCCUGUAAUUCAGAUCUGUCUGAUGUGUCUGUGUAUUGGUGGGGAUCCCAAAGGUAUCAAUGUGGCUGUGGUCAAUAAUGAAAGCAGCCCCAGUGCCUACAGCAAAUCACUGCUGUCCUUCCUUGACAACACAAGUGUCAACCAGGUGAACUUGUCUCAUUCAGUGGCUUUUGCUGGAAUCCAUAAUGGGGAAUAUUGGGGCGUCAUAGAGUUUGGGGAGAAUUUCACCAGCUAUCUAACCAAAAGAAUGUUACAGCCCAGAGUCACCAGAGAAGUGGUUGAGGGAGGAUCUGUGCAUGUUUGGCUGGACCUGACUAAUCGUCAGAUUGCCAUAAUGCUACAGAAAAAACUCCAUGAAGCCUUUGAGGCUUUUAUCGAGACUAAGCUGGGGAGUUUGGCAUACAUGGUUGACGUCCCUAUAAAAUUUGAAGAACCUAUAUAUGGCAGCCUGAACACAGAUUUUACAACAUUUGUGACACCAGGAGCUGUUCUGAGCAUCACCUUUUACCUGGCAGUGGGUUUGACCGCUCUGUCCUUUGUGUUAGAAAGAAAGGAGGGGCUGCUGGACAGGUGUUGGGUGGCAGGUGUAAGUUCUCUGGAGACCAUGCUGGCCCACCUCUUCUCACAGCUCUUUGUCAUCAGUGUUCAGAUCAUCCUUCUGCUGAUCUUCAUCCUGCUGGUCUUCAAAAUUCCUAACGAAGGAUCUUUGGCACUGGUCAUUUCAUUGAUUGUGCUGCAAGGUGUGACCGGAAUCUCUUUCGGACUGGUCAUUUCCUCUGCCAUUGACGAUGAGCAGUCAGCCAACCAGGCAGCUCUUGGAAUCUUCUACCCCAACCUUGUCAUUAGCGGUGUUAUCUGGCCGGUUGAGUGUAUCCCGUAUCCUCUGCGUUAUUUUAGUCUAGUCCUACCCCAGACCUAUGCAUCUGAGGCCCUGCGCUGCAUCAUGUACAGAGGUUGGGGUUUUUCCCGUAUGAUGGUUUGGCGUGGUUUUGUGGUCACUCUGGGCUGGAACACAUUCUUCCUUAUGCUGGCAACUGUUAUUCUUAAACUAAGAACAUGAGAGGCUUUGCCAAGGAAAGGGGCUUCAGAUUGGGGAUAGUGGCAUCAGGCGAUGCCCAGGCUUCUCUUGUUCUCUUGGAUAGAGGCCAAUGGGGUGUCUGCCCUGCCAAAAUGGAUGAAAAAUGAUGGACACAUGGAUCUGCCAAUCUGAGCUCUUUCUUUCUUUAAAAUGCCAUUUACCCAGGACUGGCCAAUUAGGUUGCUUCUGCCGAGGACCAUCAACAUGAGACUUCUAAACGGCUAAGAGACUUUUCUCGAACUAUUCCAGCAUUACUUCUGUCAAACAGCUAGAGCAUUUUUUACGGUUGGGACUUUCCAUACUCGUUUAUGGAUCUCUUUUUCCGCUGGUUUAUAUAAUGCCGGAUGAAUUUACUGACUAGGUUUUGUGUUCCUGAGUUCCUUUGUGCAUGUUCCAAAUGCCUUGUUUGUGCCAGAAAGCCUUGUAUAGUAUACAACCUAGUUAAACCUACAGUACAUUGCUCUGGUGUUUGCUCUACAAUUCUACAAUGUUGCCCAACCCUAUACCUUCUCAUCCUGAACAGAAAGGACAUUGAUGAGCGAGGAUUCUUUUCCGGACAUUAUAGGGAAUGGGAGUGUUUUUCCAGAUUGCUGCUUAAUCAUUGUUUUUAUGAUAAAUGUUUUUACACGUUAACAGUUAGGGUGUUAAUAAUUCACCAAAUGCCAUAAAGAAAAUGAAGGAAGAAAGACAAAGUUUACAUUUGAGCACAAACAGGUCAAAGUUAAACCUGCGAUCUUGCUGAACAGAAAACCAAUUUUGUCUAUUAUUUUAGAUCUGUUUCACUUUAUUUGAAGGCAGCACUAUCUGCAGCACAAUGCAAAGACAUAUGCUAAGUUGCAUGGAAUGGUAAGUAUAGCUUGAAUAUUUUAGUGUGCAAUACUUUAGUAGAAGAAUGUGUAAAAUUGGUCAAAUUAUGUUGGUUUUGGGUAUAAUUCUUAGGUGUGCGUAUUACAUUCCUUGUAAACUUCAAACAGUUUGUUUUGUUUACAUAUUCAACUUAAAGAUAUUUGAUGUAAAGCUUUUUCUUCAUUGGCCAGGUCCACAUGCUGGUUUGGUGUAAUUGUAAUUCUCAACACUAAAGCCAGACUGAACAAAUCUAGGCCCAACUUAACUGAGACAAGCUACUUAAAAAAGUACACUUUAAAAAUUUCAGAUUUGCGAAUUUGUUUCUAAUGUACAUUAUAUCAGAUGCCCAUAAUAACUGUAUUAUUAAGAAUUAAUUAUAACACACAUUUUAAAUUACUUAAAGGAAUAGUUAUUAAUGAAAUUAUUUUAUCAUUUACUCACCCUCAUGCCAUCCCAGAGGUGCAUGACUUUCUUUCAUCUGCAGAACACAAAGAUUUUUAGAAAAAUAUUUCAGCUCUGUAGGUCCAUACAAUGCAAGUGAAUAGUGAUCAGAACUCUGAAGGUCCAAAUAUCACAUAAAAACAUCAUAAAAGUAAUCCAUACGAUUCUUUAAUCCAUGUCUUCUGAAACAAUACAAUCGGUUUUGCGUAAGACUAAAAAGACCAAAUUAUAACAGUACAUCUUGCCAUUGCUGUCUCUAGGCACGAUCAUGAUUUCAAGCUUGAUUACACUUCCUAAUGCUUGAUACAUGUUCAGAGAGCUGGAUGGUGCUAUAUGAAGUGUAAUCUAGCUGGAAAUCAUAAUCGCCAUUGAGACUGCCGUCAAGAUGUACAGUGAAAAGGAGUUUCAAAGGCCUGGUCAUCAUUCACUUGCAUUUAAUGGCCCUACAGAAAAACAAAAUCUUAGUUUUUGUUUUGCAGAAGAAAGAAAGUCAUACUCAUCUUAAAUGGCAUGAGGGUGAGUAAAUGAUGAGAGAAUUGUCAUUUUUGGGUGAAUUGUUCCUUUAAAUUACAAUUUAAACAGCAACAUGUUAACAUUUACAAACAGUGCAAAUACUCAAAUAAAAUGAAUAGAGCAGUGUACACCUAUGUUGGCGUACUAACAUUACUAUCCCAUCAGUGCACCGGUAGUUGUGCUGAAUAAUUACUGCCCAGAAUAAACACUGGAUUUUCAUGGUAUGAUUUCAUAAAACUUUAACUGAUUUUGGGAUUAAAGCUUCUAGAUUUUAUUUUUCUUGCUCUAGCUGAGGCUUAGAGACAAAAGUUUGGCAAAGGUUUCUUAGUGUGCCAUUUCGAGUAUGUGUCUCAAAAACCAUUAUAUGCUACCUCUUGAAAUGUUGCA
This is a messenger RNA of Xyrauchen texanus (razorback sucker), 4383 nucleotides long. Its product is annotated as ABC transporter G family member 20-like. Gene Ontology annotation, biological process: transmembrane transport. The coding region runs from base 37 to 2178 and encodes 713 amino acids. Gene Ontology annotation, cellular component: ATP-binding cassette (ABC) transporter complex; membrane. The transcript has 20 exons. The record is from RefSeq and is a predicted model, not a curated record. Gene Ontology annotation, molecular function: ABC-type transporter activity; ATP binding; ATP hydrolysis activity. NCBI's taxonomy places the organism in Eukaryota, Metazoa, Chordata, Actinopteri, Cypriniformes, Catostomidae.